AUGCACCUCUUCCUCUCUGUUAAAAUCUCAAACAAAGUUGAUGAGAGGAGCUUUCAGCUAGACAAGGCAACUGGUGAAGUACUCGCAGUGAGUGCAGAGAUUUUAAUCUGCGAUUUUGCUAUGGAAUUAUCCCAAAAUUUGGGGUAUUAA
Molecule: messenger RNA, 150 nt
Organism: Sclerotinia sclerotiorum 1980 UF-70
Lineage: Eukaryota; Fungi; Ascomycota; Leotiomycetes; Helotiales; Sclerotiniaceae
Exons: 1
Coding region: 1-150 (49 amino acids)
Source: RefSeq, a predicted model, not a curated record